Molecule: messenger RNA, 4034 nt
Organism: Pelobates fuscus (common spadefoot toad)
Lineage: Eukaryota; Metazoa; Chordata; Amphibia; Anura; Pelobatidae
Gene: MBOAT2
Product: membrane bound O-acyltransferase domain containing 2
Exons: 13
Coding region: 401-1957 (518 amino acids)
Biological process (GO): lipid modification
Cellular component (GO): membrane
Molecular function (GO): acyltransferase activity
Source: RefSeq, a predicted model, not a curated record
CAGUGUGAAGCUGUGGAGUAGGCUGUGUCUUUGUGGCUCCAGUGUAUGGAUACACUGAUGUAUGCUCGCCUUGGAAUCCCUCCUGCUUCCCUCAAUAAUGUGAAACAAAGUGUCAGCACUGCAUUGACUCUCUGAUUUCUGUCUUUUUAGGUGUGGAUUACAAGAAAUCUUUUUGUUUUAUUGCAUUGUGCUCGAUGCACCCAAUUCCCUUUAGUUUUGGAGGAAGCUGUGUUAGUUUGUACACUGGAGCAGGCUGCUUUGGGGUUUUUUUUGGGGUUGGAGGACUGAAUUGUGUCAAGGUCCUCCUUGUCCUCUGCAUUGAGUCUCAGGCUUGCAAGGAGAGGGGGACAUCUUCAGCACCAUCUUCUUCCUCAUCCUUUUUACGAUCAGAGGCAUUACCAUGGUUACGAGUACCACAGGAUCCACACUGCUCCUUCCUCUCAGCAAUGCUGUGCAGCUGCCUAUAGACCAGGUGAAUUUCGUAGCGUGCCAACUUUUUGCCUUGCUUGCUGCUAUUUGGUUUCGCACCUACCUUCAUCCAAGCAAAACUAACUCCUUAAUCAGACAUAUAGUUGCAACCCUUCUGGGCCUGUACCUUGCACUUUUUUGCUUUGGAUGGUAUGCCUUACAUUUUAUUGUGCAAAGCGGAAUCUCAUAUUACAUCAUGAUCGUGGUAGGAGUGGAAAAUAUGCACAAAUACUGCUUUGUGUUUGCUUUGGGAUACCUCACAUUGUGCCAAAUAGCAACAGUUUAUAUUUUUGACUAUGGACAGUAUUCAGCAGACUUUUCCGGGCCGAUGAUGAUUAUUACACAGAAAAUAACAAGUCUGGCUUUUGAGAUCCGUGAUGGGAUGUUUUGCAAAGAGGAAGAGCUGACGCCGUCUCAGAGAAGCUUAGCUGUAAGACGCAUGCCAAGUCCACUGGAGUAUUUAAGUUACAACUGUAAUUUCAUGGGUAUCCUGGCAGGCCCGUUAUGCUCUUAUAAAGACUAUAUUACUUUCAUUGAAGGCAGAUCAUAUCAGCUGAAACAAUCAGAAGUAAAUGGAAAAGAAGACACAAACUAUGAACGAAAAGAACCUUCUCCGAAUACAAUUGUGGUGCAUAAGCUGAUCGUCUGUGCAGUGUCCUUAGCUUUUUAUAUGACAGCCACACGGAUAUUACCUGUGGAAUAUAAUAUAGAUGGUCACUUUCUCCAAACCACAUCGGUGCCCACCAGAAUCAUUUAUCUGUACCUGUCCCUAAUGGCUGCAAGACCAAAGUAUUAUUUUGCCUGGACGCUAGCCGAUGCUAUCAAUAAUGCUGCAGGGUUUGGCUUCCAGGGCUACGAUAGAAAUGGUGAAGAAAACUGGGAUUUAGUGUCAAAUUUGAACAUUAAAAACAUAGAGUCUUCAACCAGCUUUAAGAUGUUUAUUGAUAACUGGAAUAUACAGACUGCAUUAUGGCUGAAGAGAGUUUGUUAUGAACGAGCCACCUUCAGUCCCACGGCUCAGACCUUUAUGCUGUCUGCUAUCUGGCAUGGAGUUUAUCCGGGAUAUUACCUGACGUUUUUCACGGGAAGUUUAAUGACAAUGGCUGCACGAAAUAUGAGAAACAAUAUCCGGCAUUACUUUCUGCAAUCUCCGGAGCUUAAAUUGAUAUAUGAUAUAAUAACAUGGGUGGCGACACAGGUGGCAAUAAGCUACACAGUAGCGCCAUUUGUGCUUUUAUCCGUUAGACCAUCUUUACAAUUUUACAGCUCCUGGUAUUACUGCCUCCAUUUAGUAUGUAUUUUGGUGCUGCUGGUACUACCAGCCCGGGCGAGGAAAAAGGCAAAGGAAGAAAAGAAUGCCGUCUGUCCUCCGUUAACAAAAACAAGCAAAGUAGAGACAAUCUCUGCACAUAAUAGCCAUCCCAGCACAAACAAUAACAGCAACCAGAGAGAAGAGACCGCCUGGAGACGCCCAAGUGCUGCGCAAUGACCAGCUCAUAACAUUUUAUAUGUUUUUAAUUCAAAUUUUUUGAACCUCCUACUGGUUUGUAAAUUGUGCACAUUAAAAAAAAGAUGGUUAUAAAAAGAAAAAAAAAGAAAAAAAACACAAAAAGAAUUGUAAGGACAGCACUGCAAAAUGAGAUCGUUAACCCCACAAUGUCAUGCCAUGUGGGCCUAGCCUUACACAAACUAUUUCCAUUAUUUUAUAAUGGGCACUCAGGACUUGUCACAUACGUCCCAAGGACCAUGUAAUGUUUGCGUUCCUUCGAUGAGCGUAUGUUGUCUCAAGGCAUUGAAGGGGUUCAACGAUGUGGUCAUAUAGAGUAGAGAUUCCGAAAAAAAAGAAAUUCUUAACCCUUUUGCCUUAAUCCCUCUUUGUAUAUUGAAAUUAAAUUAGUAGGUGGUACAUUUAGGGGUAUAGACACGUGAAAUCGUUGUACAUACGGUCCGGUCAAGAAGGGUCGUCAAAUCAGAAGGCAAUGAGCAUCGUCUGUAUUCUUUUUGUUCAGAAAGGGAAGAGAAACAAAGAUAUUUAUAAAGCAAGAAAACUAGAAAGGAAUCCCAUACCUUCUCUUCUGAUCGUCCAGUCUCGCAAAUCCCAUCAUUGCCAGAUUCUGGUGGUAGAACAUUUUCACAAAACAAUGAGGUCUACUCAUUGUAGAUGGAUCUAAAGAUCCCACAUGAAUGAAUAUCACCAUCAAAUAAAAGGUUGGAUGAAUUUAAAUGCCAAUGAGUGUACUAUAACAUAGUAAGCACGGUCUUUGAAAGUUCACCGGUUUCUUCAUUGUGUGUUUGUUGAAAUACAGUUUCUGAAUUUCAUUAUCUAUUACAUUUUGAUAGACUGAAGGUAUCUUAUAAAAGGCAUACGAUCUAUCAUCUGGUUGACGUCACUUAGUAGCAUUUUCAUGCCAAACAGAUGAGAGUUCUGCGAUUUUUUUUUUUUUAUCAACUCUUUUAUUCAUAAACUCUUGCAGAACAUGUUUUGUUGUAUAAAUAUUACACCCCCUGGAGUGACAGUAGAACAAAUAAGAGCAUUUUUCACAGAGCUGUUUGAAAUGUGGAUCUGCUACGAUUUUCCUCUGGUGCCAUGUAUCAUUUGAAAUCAAGCUUUGCAGAUAUCCAGGUCACAUUAUCUUCAUUAAACGUAUGUCAAGUUGUUACAAAAAUGGCUUGGCUUAGCAACUUAAGCAUGGUGGAAAUGGAAUCUACAGGAUCAUAGAUUAAUAAUGGGACUUAUGAGUAGUCUACCAGUGUCGUGUGACAUAGGACUCAUUUGGAGUCUUUGCCUACACUACCUUAAGCUUUAAAUGCUUUCUAGCCAUUGUUUGCAGCUUAAGAGGUAAUGUCUAUUUGUGUGUCAUAUGAUAUUUAAAGGCGUAAUAGCCCCAACUGUGAUUAUUUUAUGUAUAGGUAUAUAAAACCCAUUACUCACUAAACAGUGAAUUGCUGACUUGCAAAAUUAAAACCAUAAUAACCAGCAUAAAAAUACCAGCCUAACAGAAUGUCUAUUUUUCAAGUAGGCCAUGAAGGCCUUCAUUUUAAAGUGGAUUGUUAAAGCUCCAAGAUACCAUCUGUAGUAUGUGAAACUGCUUUAGAAUGGUUUUAGAACUUACCUGGGUUCCACCAGGAACUCAUACAGCAUCCAGUCUUCUCCAGCAGGACAAGCUUUGUGUCUCCGUAGAAUAAAACAUGGCCAAUGCAGGACCACUCUCAUUGGCAGAGAGCACUCACCUGACACUCCUAACUAAUGAACGAAGUUCUUCAUGCCCUUGCCUUGCCCUAUAGCGCAGUAUAGAGAACACAAGAUAUAGCGUGCACAGCAGAACUGAGGUAAGUUUUCAAACCAGGCUAAAACAGUAUGGCAUCUUACUUUUGGAUGGCACCAGGGAGCCCCUUGCACCAUAACCAUUACUCUGGGCUUUAGUAGUUAUGGUACUAGGGUAUUCCUUUAAUUCAUGACAACUCACUGCUUAGUGAAUAAAUCCCUAGAUUUAUUUACUCAUUAACUGUCUUUUUUUUUUUUUUUUUUAUAUGACCCAUUCAAGUCAAUGCAUACUGUCCAAGAU